Messenger RNA from Penicillium waksmanii, 414 nucleotides. RefSeq lists its product as uncharacterized. Bases 1 to 414 code for a protein of 137 amino acids. The record is from RefSeq and is a predicted model, not a curated record. Lineage: Eukaryota; Fungi; Ascomycota; Eurotiomycetes; Eurotiales; Aspergillaceae. The transcript is spliced from 2 exons.
AUGACGGCUAUCCUUAAGAAGGACUCCGUAGAGCUGGUGGAUGUCAACAAAAAGAAUAGCACCGCGUUACUUUCGUGUCAUAUUACUGGAACAACGUAUGCGUUCUGCUAUGCUACCAACAAGAUUUCGGUUCACGCCACACUAGCCCCCAAAGACCUCAACUGGAUGACAAUACCAGUUAUGACAACGAAAUCAAAUUCCCCGGGCGUACUGAGUGCCUCAUUCUCCACUCAGGAAUCCCUGGCAACGUCUCCUACGAAGCUGCCAUCAGGCAUAGAAACGGCUGCUACACCAGCGGCUGCGAGCCAAGGAACAUUCAGACCGAAGACAUCAUGGGGCUUAUACGCCAUAAUGGGAUCUAUUUUGGCUGGAACUCUGGGUUACACCUUACUUUUUACAUUGAUGGGCUGGUAA